Molecule: messenger RNA, 2510 nt
Organism: Cuscuta epithymum
Lineage: Eukaryota; Viridiplantae; Streptophyta; Magnoliopsida; Solanales; Convolvulaceae
Source: the annotation of a GenBank genome assembly
AAACGUAUGAGUUGAAGCUAGUGUGUGGAGUAAAUAAAUGGAAUAUGCAUUUAUUCAUAUCAUAGUACAGUCGUAGCAGUAGAAUAGACACACAUGAGAGAUCAUCCACAGUGAAUUUAGAGAUAGAGAGAGAAAGGGAAAGCUUAGCUUUACAAUUCCGCAGCACUGAGAACAAAGAGAUGCAAUGGGUCCAUACUCUUCUUAGCUACCAAUUAUAAACCCUUUUUAUUUUGGUACCCAGACACGAUCCGCUUCUGCCGCUUCCAUCCGCCACCAUACCGGCCCCGCACCGCCCUUUCUCCGGCCACCACCACUUUCUUAGCUUUUAUUUCUGUCUCUUUGCUUGAUUUUACACAUACCUUUUCAUCGGCAUAGCUAGCUGGCUAGCUAGGGAAAGAAGAUGGACGAUCACUACGGGAUGGCGGAUCUGAGACAGUUUAUGAGCAACACGUCGCUUUUCACUUCACUUCCGCCGCCGCAGCAGGCGCCGGCGGACAUGCUGUCGGCGCACCACCAUCACCACCAGUACGAGAUGGUCAUGGCGCCGAUGAUGGUGUCGGCGGGGGGCCCUCACCAUCACCAUGAGUUCCUUGCGGAUUCCAGAACCAACGCUGCCUCAGCUGGCGGCGGCGGAGGUGGGGUGGCCAGUGGCGGUGCUGGGUUUACUGGGCUGGAGCUGGUGGAGAAUGGAGCCGGCGCCGGCGGGCUUGGGUUCGACGGCGGCGGCAACGGGCGGUGGCCUCGGCAGGAAACGCUCACUCUUCUUGAGAUCAGAUCACGACUUGACUCCAAAUUCAAAGAAGCUAAUCACAAAGGUCCUUUGUGGGAUGAAGUAUCUAGAAUAAUGGGUGAGGAGCAUGGAUAUCAAAGGACGGGGAAGAAGUGUAGGGAGAAAUUCGAGAACUUGUACAAAUAUUACAAGAAAACCAAAGAAGGGAAAGCAGGAAGGCAGGAUGGGAAACACUACAGGUUCUUCAGGCAGCUAGAAGCUCUCUACGGCGGAGCAGAUCAAACCAACCACCACAACAACACCAGCGGUGCGGCGGCCGACUACGUCAUGGGGACCCAUAAUCAUCAUCAGACUGACUCCGGCGGAAACACUAGUUUCUACGGCGGAAACCCCGUCGGUGGCCAAGAGAGCUACACCCCAUACCGCCAAGCAGAACCAUCAAAGCUCUCCGCGGACAGCCUGAGCCUCUCCAAUAAUGGUUCUUUGGACUUGGGCUCCACUUCGUCCGAUGAAGACGACAACGACAGUGGAGAAAAGAAGAGGAAGGGGAGGCGGAGGCGAUGGAAGGCGAAGAUAAAAGAACUCAUAGACGAGAAGAUGAGAAAGCUCAUGGAGAAGCAAGAGGAGUGGUUGGAGAAAAUAAUGAGCGGGAUGGAAGAGAAGGAGCAAGAGAGGAUGGUGAGGGAAGAGGAAUGGAGGAAACAGGAGAUUGACCGGAUGGAGAGGGAACAAAGGUUCUGGGCUAAUGAAAGAGCUUGGAUCGAAGCGCGUGACGCCGCUCUGAUGGAGGCGUUGUACAAAUUGAGCGGGGGCGGUGGCAGUAACAAUAGCAGUAACAGUAACAAAGUUGCUGAAAUAAUAAUGUCAUCCUCAUCUCGACGAGCUCCCGACGAUGAAGACGAGGAAGAAGUGGUGCCUCCCCCGCCCGUUACGCCUUUCGACGAACAAAACUGGGCUGCUGCAUCAGUGGCAGGAGGGGAUAACACUCACAAUGAGAUCACCAAGCUGAUCCAGCUGAGGACUAAUAUGGAGUCCAGAUUCCAGCAGCAUAUUGGGUGUUCAGAUGAUGUUUUGUGGGAGGAGAUUGCUAACAAGAUGUCUUGUAUGGGCUAUGACAAUGCUGCUGCUUCCAUGUGUAGAGACAAGUGGAUCAGCAUUAACAACUACUUCCUCAACAAGUGCCACACCCUCAACAACAACAGCAAAAAAAGGAAAGAAAACAGUUCUGAAAAUUGUUUUAAUAAUUAUUAUUAUAACAAUAACCACCUCUUCCAGAACAGCCCCAACAACAAUGAUCCUCAUCUUCAGCAUGGGGGUUCAUAUUCUGCUGCUGAUCAUCAGCAAGAACAACAACAACACUCCAAUGAUGAUCAUCAUCAACCUAAUGGCAGUCUUAGGUUCUUGAUGGGUGACAACCACAUUAAUGCUGAGAAUUUGUGGGAGAGUUAUGUGUUGAAACCGAGCAAAGGGGAAGAAGAAUAGUCCAAAAGACACAAACCGGCAAGUCCUGUAAAACAUCAUUAAUUAAUUAAUUUAAGGUAUGUAUGUCUUGCUGCUGGUAUGGCUUACUGGUUUUUCAAGCUUGCUAGCUGGUGUAGUUGGGAACUUGGGAUAUAGAUGAAGAUCCAUCGAUCGAUCGAUCGAGAAGAGAGUAAAAUUAAUUGAUUGCAAUUUGGAUUGAUUACUGUUAAACUGAUAUUUUUAAUUAUAAUAUAUUAUUACUAUUUUUUAUUGAAUUAGAAUAUAAUUGAUCUGAUGGAGUUCUUUGAUCUGUUUUUAC